Messenger RNA from Musa acuminata subsp. malaccensis (wild Malaysian banana), 2750 nucleotides. Its product is annotated as mitogen-activated protein kinase kinase kinase 1. Gene Ontology annotation, molecular function: ATP binding; protein kinase activity. The record is from RefSeq and is a predicted model, not a curated record. Gene Ontology annotation, biological process: protein phosphorylation. Lineage: Eukaryota; Viridiplantae; Streptophyta; Magnoliopsida; Zingiberales; Musaceae.
CAUCCUGCGGAAUCCCCAAGCAUCUUUUCGAGUGCAAUCGGAAACCCACCGGCCCCCGUACCCCCCCCCCUCCCCACCCCCCCCCCGAUUUGCUCGCAAUUUCUCGCCCAUUCCUCUGCUUGGAUUCAAAGUUUGCGGCUUUCUCAAAUCCCCUUCUCUGCGUGAGAGCUCGUUCCAUCGGAAAUUUCUUGUGGAUUUGGCGUUCUGGUUCCCAGGUUUGCGUCUUCUGGCUUCCUUGACCUCAUGAGCUUGUCAAAAUCUCGCCUUUGGGGCGCUUCUUUAUGAUGGGUCUUGCGUCACCUCCGACCCAUGGUCUUCUCCAACCAUAAGAACUACGGCUUUCGUGGCGCGAUGGGCUCCCGGCACCGGCAGCAGCAGGGGACGGGGUCGCGGCCGAGGUUGGAGCGAUGCAACGCGGUCAAGAACAUCGAUUACGAGGCGCCGGCAGCGCAGGCGUCGUGGUCCGCGUGCUCCACCGCCUCCGAGGAACCCCGCGACCUACGCGGCACCCGGUCGCUGGACCUCUGGCCGUCCACGUGCGCUCAUCAGACGAGCUUCCGGAUCGACGGCAGUAUCGAGGGCGAGGUCGAAAUCUUGUGCCAUAGCCUCGGCCUCAGUGGCCCCGAGGAUUUCGCCAUUUCUGUCGACGACUGGGAGAGGCGCAAGGUGCGAUCGUCCUUCGACAUCCUCCCCAGGUCCAGAAUCCUGCAGAUGGACACCCCGACCCACGAAGAUCCCAGUUUGGCGUCCAAUUCUGUGCCUUCUCGGCCCUCGUUGGUAUCUGGAGAAGAGCACAUAAGCCAAAAGAUCGCGGAGGAGGAAGAUUGCCUGCUCCUUGAUGGCUCGAACCCUGGAAUAAGGGUUACAGACUCUGAACCUGUCGAGCUUCCAUGUACUCUUCCGAGGUCCAGAGGAGGAGAUGAAGGAAUUCGAGGUGUCCGGCCACCGGUCCUUCUUCCUCCACCGCCUUUGUCAAACUUUGAACCUCCUCCGUCGAGACCUACAAAUGACAAUCCACUACGAACUCUUAAGCCGCCUCCAUCGAUGUCAGUUCCAGCCAUUGACAAGAUGAGCUCGACUUGGGAUAUUAUCAAAUCAUUUGCUCCAGAGAGAGGUGUACUUGAGGCAGGUAGGAGGGAAUCCGUGGAUUCUGUGGAGAACGAAGACAAGGAGGGGGUCUUUGAGGCAGAUGAAGUCACUGAGGAGGAGUUGAGGGAGCUGUGGUUGGGGGACACUGCUGAGGACUUCAAUGGAAUAUCUUCUUACUCAACGAUGAACGAUGAUGAUUCAUCCAGUACGACUACUGAACCGAUGUUCAUGAUUUCACCAAAUGGUAGGUUCAAGAGGAGGAUAAAAUCAUGGAUGCGUGGUGUGCUCCUGGGGAGUGGUUCAUAUGGAAUGGUGUAUGAAGGAAUCAGUGACGAGGGUGUAUUUUUUGCUGUUAAAGAAGUAUCUUUGCUUGAUCAAGGGAGCAAUGCUGAACAAUGUAUUCUUCAACUUGAGCAGGAGAUCGCACUUUUAAGUCAGUUCCAACACGAAAACAUAGUUCAGUAUUAUGGGACAGACAAGGAGGAUUCAAAACUAUAUAUCUUCCUUGAACUUAUCACGCAAGGUUCCCUUGCAUCUUUAUAUCACAAGUAUCACUUACGAGAUUCCCAAGUUUCUGCAUACACCAGGCAAAUUCUAAAUGGCUUAAACUACCUUCAUGAGCGAAAUGUGGUACACAGAGAUAUCAAAUGUGCAAAUAUAUUGGUUCAUGCAAAUGGCUCUGUAAAACUUGCGGAUUUUGGAUUGGCAAAGGAGAUGACCAAAUUCAACAUGCUGAAAUCUUGCAAAGGAAGUGUAUAUUGGAUGGCUCCAGAGGUUGUUAAUCCUAGAAGAACAUACGGACCAGCUGCUGAUAUAUGGAGCCUUGGGUGCACUGUUUUGGAGAUGUUGACUCGCCAGAUACCUUAUCCUAACCUUGAGUGGACACAAGCUUUGUUUAAAAUUGGCCGUGGCGAACAGCCUCCUAUUCCAGACUACUUGUCUGGAGAUGCACGUGAUUUCAUCAGCAAGUGUGUGAGAGUGAACCCCAACGAUCGACCCACUGCUUCACAACUGCUUGAGCAUUCAUUUGUCAGGGGUUCGUUGAGAGCUUCUUCAGGAUCUAAUUUAUCUUUGUUUAAUAACAAGAGAUGAACUCACUAACUCAGUAAUGACGCUUCAAAAAACAUAUGGAUCUUCAGCGAUAUGCUGCUAAUAUGCUGACUAAUUCAAGGCUGAUAUUAUGAUUCUUCACUAGCGGAGCCUCAGUGGAUAGCAUAUAGUAAUGUUGCUGGGUUGGUGCUCAACAGCUUGGACUUGCGGUGUUGGCUGUCUGUUCUUUCUCAAAAGCUGCUCAUAUCUGGUGAUCGAUAUGUUCAUGCAUUAGGCUUGCACGAGACAGAAGUGGAUCCGAAACCUUGUUGUGGAGCAAGAUGAGUGCAUGUCCUUGUGUAUAUGUAUGCAUGGUUUUUGAGUCCCAGUGUCCUCAAGGUUGCUGUUUAUUGAGUAGAUGAUGUUGUCUAUUUUGGUGUUUGUAUUCUUUAGCUGUUGUUCAGAUUGUAUUGAUCUUGAGGUAGAAGCCUAAAGCAAACUAUCAACUAGGCAAGCUUUUAUGCUUAGUUCCAUAGUAUGCGGAGUCCAACAUAUCAUAUUGUUUCAUAUCAUUCCAUAGUACUUCCAAUAUGAUCCAUUUUUAUAAUAUAAUAAUAUCAUAUCGAAUUGUU